AUGGCCAGUCGGCACAAGGAAGAAGGGAUGAAGAACCAAGAAAUGAUAAAGAGAAUGAUCCAUGGAUCCAACAACAGUCGCUUGACGGUCGUUCACCGCCACGGCCCAUGUUCACCACUCGGCCGAUGGAAGCACCUGAACCACCACCGUCUCCUCCGCCAAGACCAAUACCGAGUCCAAUCUCUCCACCACCGCCUCUCCUUCCCUACUGCAUCCAAGCCAACGAAACUCGGAACCUCACUCGCCGGCGUGACAACCCCUUCCCGCUCCGGCAUCCCCCUUGGCACCGGUAACUACAUUAUCACCGUCGGCUUUGGUACUCCCAAACGAGACUUCACCGUGAUCUUCGACACCGGCAGCGACCUCACCUGGAUCCAGUGCGAACCUUGCGUCAAGUGCUACGCUCAAAAUGAGACGCUUUUCGACCCAUCUCAGUCCUCCACCUACUCCAACAUUCCAUGCAGCUCCAGCGACUGCUCGCUACCCAGCGGUCAAACCGACUGCGACUCAUCUAAUGAUUGCCGCUACGUAGUCGAGUAUGGCGACAGGUCCUCCUCAGUGGGAAUCUUAGCUCAGGAGACCCUUACGUUGACACUUUCCGACGUGCUAACAGAUUUCCGGUUCGGCUGCGGGGGGGAGAAUGAAGGCCUCUUUGGCCGUGCCGCCGGACUAAUUGGCCUUGGACGCGGCGAGGUGUCAUUGGUGUCGCAGUCGGCUGAGAAGUACGGAGGAGUCUUCUCGUACUGCCUCCCAUCCCGCUCUAGCUCGACAGGCUACUUGAUGCUGGGAGCUGCCACGCAGACACCUAAUAUCAAAUUCACCACAAUGCCAACAGAGUCAUAUGCACCAUCGUUUUACUUCGUCGAGCUAACCGGAUUAACCGUCGGAGGAAGAGAUCUUUCAAUAGCAUCGUCGGUGUUUUCUAAUGUCGGGACUAUCAUCGACUCCGGCACCGUCAUCACGCGGCUUCCAAUGCAGGCCUACACCGCCCUUCGCUCGGAAUUCCGGCAACAUAUGACCAAGUAUCAGUUGGUGCAGCCAUUCGUGAUAUUGGACACUUGCUACAACUUCACUGGGUAUAACCACAUCACAAUACCUGCGGUGGUUCUGCAGUUCAGUAAUGGGGUUAGCCUUUAUGUCGAUGCCUCAGGGAUACUCUACUUUGCAAGCCUCUCGCAGGCUUGCCUCGCCUUUGCUGGCAAUGAUGAUGAGAACGCUGUGUCCAUUGUUGGGAACAUGCAGCAGCGGACGUUCAAUGUGGUCUACGAUGUGCCCAACGGAAGGAUUGGAUUUGGUUCUGGAGGCUGUGGUUGA
Messenger RNA from Phoenix dactylifera (date palm), 1314 nucleotides. The record is from RefSeq and is a predicted model, not a curated record. NCBI's taxonomy places the organism in Eukaryota, Viridiplantae, Streptophyta, Magnoliopsida, Arecales, Arecaceae.